UAAAUAGAUGGGGAUAACACUCAUGUUAUUCGUAUCCUGAUUAUGUGGUUCGCAUAAUAUGAACUAGGAAAAGAGGCUAGCAAUCUUUUCUAUAUAUAAAUACCAACUUAAGAAACCCACUUCAUGCAGUACUAGAUCUUGCGAUCCACGUCUAUCAUAUCUUGGCAGCUCUUUAUUCCACCCUUUUCUUUAGCAGGCAGGCCAGACUCUAUCUCUCUGCCCCCGUCCCCCCGGCCCUCUGGCUCUUUUUUCUUCGUGUCUCUUGUGCAUACAAAAGGAACAGAAGCCGCGUACUACGCCAGUUUUCUGCAACAGGUCGCCGCGUCUUUUGAUAUCUUACAACUGCAGGUUCAAAAUGAUCAGGAUUUCGCUGUCGGCAGCCUGCACGCAGGCACAGCCGGCCCUUGGAAACUUCCCUGGGGUGCCUGUUAAUCUGAACAUGGAACCUCUGUUCCGUCGGAAAGAUAAGGUUGUUAUUGUAGUGGGAGCAACUGGCACCGGAAAGUCAAGACUCGCCAUCGACUUGGCGAAGAGGACCCCGGCCGAGAUUAUAAACUGCGAUAAAAUUCAGGUUUACAAGGGUCUUGACAUAGUCACGAAUAAAGUCACCGAAGAGGAGUGUCUCGGGGUUCCACACCAUUUACUAGGAACGACUGAUCCUGACUCCCACUUCACAGCCGACGAUUUCUGCCACCACGCUUCGUUAGUCUUGGAAUCUGUCACAGGCCGGGACCGGCUCCCGAUCAUUGCCGGCGGAUCCAAUUCUUAUAUCGAAGCUCUGGUAAACCACCAUACCGAAUUCCGUAUGAAGUACGAGUGUUGCUUCCUCUGGGUCGACGUAUCAUUGCCCGUGCUCCAUUCGUAUUUACCGGAGCGAGUCGAUCGGAUGGUGGAAGCCGGUUUGGUGGACGAGGCGAGGAAAAUGUUCGACCCGGAAGCGGAUUACUCGCGGGGAAUCAGGCGCGCGAUCGGGUUGCCUGAAUUGGACAAGUAUCUACGGAUAGAAGCCACCGCCGAUGAGAGGACCCGAGCCAGGCUUCUCGAGGCAGCCAUUACGAAGAUCAAGGAAAAUACUUGUAACUUAGCUUGUCGCCAAUUGCAGAAGAUCCAUCGGCUCUACAGCCAGUGGGAAUGGAGCAUGCAUCGUCUCGACGCCACUGAAGUGUUCCGAAAGCGAGGCCGCCGCGAGGCCGAUGAAGCUUGGGACAAGCUUGUCGUGGGACCCAGCGACAUCAUCGUGGACCAGUUCCUCUACGCUCAAGAUCGCGUGACAACCAUUAAUGUAUCACACGAAGCCGCCACUUCCGCCGUCAUCGCCGCUUCCGUGCCCACGGGUGCCGUGGCUGCAGCGUCUCGCUAUUAAUUGUGGGGGCCGUCAGAAUCUACCACCAUCACAUGAAUUUAUGAAGCCAGUGGCCACGUGGCAGUUGAUACCCAGACACUAUCUAAGCUAUAUACUACAUUUUUACUCUAAUUUUCUCAUCAAUAAAU
Juglans regia (Persian walnut) is the source of this 1491-nucleotide messenger RNA. RefSeq names its product adenylate isopentenyltransferase 5, chloroplastic-like. The coding region runs from base 356 to 1363 and encodes 335 amino acids. Gene Ontology annotation, molecular function: tRNA dimethylallyltransferase activity. Gene Ontology annotation, biological process: cytokinin biosynthetic process; tRNA modification. Gene Ontology annotation, cellular component: mitochondrion. The record is from RefSeq and is a predicted model, not a curated record. The transcript has 2 exons. NCBI's taxonomy places the organism in Eukaryota, Viridiplantae, Streptophyta, Magnoliopsida, Fagales, Juglandaceae.